This is a messenger RNA of Oenanthe melanoleuca, 4761 nucleotides long. RefSeq names its product calcium/calmodulin dependent protein kinase ID (gene CAMK1D). NCBI's taxonomy places the organism in Eukaryota, Metazoa, Chordata, Aves, Passeriformes, Muscicapidae. Bases 62 to 877 code for a protein of 271 amino acids. The record is from RefSeq and is a predicted model, not a curated record. The transcript is spliced from 9 exons. Gene Ontology annotation, molecular function: calmodulin binding; ATP binding; calcium/calmodulin-dependent protein kinase activity. Gene Ontology annotation, biological process: peptidyl-serine phosphorylation. Gene Ontology annotation, cellular component: intracellular anatomical structure.
GCAUGAAAAUAUAGUUGCUCUGGAAGACAUCUAUGAGAGCCCUAACCAUUUAUAUUUGGUCAUGCAGCUGGUGUCUGGGGGAGAGCUGUUUGACCGCAUUGUGGAGAAGGGGUUCUACACGGAGAAGGACGCCAGCACGCUGAUCCGGCAGGUCCUGGACGCUGUGUACUACCUGCACCGCAUGGGCAUCGUGCACAGGGACCUCAAGCCUGAGAACCUGCUUUACUACAGCCAGGAUGAAGAGUCAAAAAUCAUGAUCAGUGACUUUGGAUUGUCGAAGAUGGAGGGUAAAGGAGAUGUGAUGUCCACAGCCUGUGGAACUCCUGGCUAUGUUGCUCCUGAAGUGCUGGCCCAGAAGCCCUACAGCAAAGCCGUGGACUGCUGGUCCAUCGGGGUCAUUGCCUACAUCCUGCUCUGUGGAUAUCCCCCUUUCUAUGAUGAAAACGACUCCAAACUCUUUGAGCAGAUCCUUAAGGCAGAGUAUGAGUUUGACUCUCCAUACUGGGAUGACAUCUCUGAGUCUGCUAAAGACUUCAUUCGUAAUUUGAUGGAGAAGGACCCUAAUAAAAGAUACACCUGUGAGCAAGCAGCAAGACACCCUUGGAUCGCUGGAGAUACAGCACUCAACAAAAACAUCCACGAGUCGGUCAGCGCCCAGAUCCGGAAGAACUUUGCAAAAAGCAAAUGGAGACAAGCGUUCAACGCCACGGCAGUGGUGCGGCACAUGAGGCGGCUACACCUCGGCAGCAGCCUGGACAGUGGCAGUGCCAGCGUGUCCAGCACCCUCAGCCUGGCCACGCCGCUCCCCGACGCAGCCACGCGGAAAGACUCUUUGAUUGUUGAUUUUUACCUCCAGAGUCACAGAGGCCAUCUCUGAUGCCAACAGCAGUGCUCUUGCUGGGAAAACAAAACAAACAAAAAAUCCAGAAAAGCUCCAGCUGGCCCCUUAGCCUGCAGAAGAAGUUGUGAGGACAGGCUGCCCAUGAACUCUGCGAGCUGAAAGUCAGUAUUGCAGUGGCAAGGGCUUCUGCUGAUGAUCUUGCAUGUGACUUCAUUCCCAGUGCACCCUAACUCUCUGCUGGAUCACCCCUCCUGCAGCACGAAAUGGAUAUUGGCCCUGCCACAUGGCCAGUGGGGAAGUAGGAGUGAGGGAAAAUCUGGCAGUGUUGCUUUCCUGAGACUGUCACUCUGCUGCUGCUGCUGUCUCUUUUGUCCUGGUUGCUGUUGUACAGGUGGCAUUAGAGUAGUGGGUACAAAAAAAAAAAAAAAAAAAAAUAAAGGUAGGAUUUUACCUAUGCUUUGUAUGUCUGUUAUGGUUGUGGUGCUGAAAUAAAACCAAGAAAUUUGGUUCAUUCCUGACAUGUAUCAAACCAUAAAAAGGGGUGUGAUCCCACUGGUAGACAUCUCCCUGUAGUUCUGCUGUAGGCAUUGAUUAGAGGUUUCUGCUGUGCUUGUGUCCUGCAUUCCUCCAUGGCUAUUGACAGUAAUUUUUUUAUUACUAGUUCUUUUGGGUCCCUGGCUGAUUCUGAUGAAAUUCAGGUUUUGUUCUGAGGUUUUUUUCUGUGCCAGGGCCAGCAUAACCCCUGAUCUCAGGUUUUUCUCCCCAAGCCCUCUGCAAACCAGAACAUGGGCCUCCAGGGUGCCCACGAAAUGCAGCUGCAGCUGGCCCCAAGGCUAUCCCUUCCUAUUUUUAGGGAAGCAAACUGCCAGAGAAAGCCAGAUAGCUUUCAGCCAUUGGCAAACAAAGAGGAUAUUGCCCUUUGAUGUGAACUUGGCAUUAACAAGAUCAGCUCUAGGGAAACCUGUGCUAUUACUUCCUCCUGUGAUAACAGCUCCAGCCCUGAGCAGCACUGAAUGAGCACCAGAUAAAAACACCAGACUGGCUUUGCCAGCAUGAUCAUGCAGGCUGUAGCUUGUUCCUUUUGCUCUUUCCAAAGAACCAGGGGAUUCAUCUACUGGCAAAAUAACAGUUUCUAGGCUGAGCCCCAAGGUACAGAAGUGACUUCCAUUCAGCAUAUGGAAAUUCCCAUUUGAUGCAAUUAUUCCUGUUCUUGCUCUCAUGCAUAUUUACCUGUCUGAAUUGUGUCCUGAAUGCAUCCCAGAAAUUAUUAAUGGGAAGGGAGUUUUCCCUUCCUUAUUGUGCUUAUUUGCACCAGAAACUCGAACACUCAUUCAAGCAAAAAGCAGAAACACACACAGAGAUUAUUGUAUCCAAGGAAAACAGCAUCAAGACCAAGAGUGGAGGAGUAGUUGGCAAAUCACUGUCAGCAAUGGCUGAGUGAGGGGACAGCAACCUGCUCACAAACACUGCAUGAACUCUUGUUUCCCCUGGUGAGCCAGCCAUCCCAUAUUUCAUGCCCUGCAGCAAGUUUUACCCAAUCCCUUUUGUUUUCCCUCACAUCCCCACAGCCAGGUCCUGCCUUCCCACCCUGCCUGUGAGUGCUCUGGUCUCUGUGACACGUGUGUGUUUGUGUGUGCACAUGUGUGUAGUGGCCCCAGGGAUCACAGAUCCCUCUGGUGGGUGAUCAGGAGCUGGCCCAGGUUUUUGGUCUGUCUGCAUGGUUGGGUCAAAGCUGUGUGAUUAGUGUUUGUAGCAGAGCACAGAGGCCCUUUAGCCUGGACUCUGGUUUUCAAGACCCCCUUCCCCACCACAAAUAGUGCCACUUAUCUGUCCAGGUAGCUUUUUUUCCCCUCCUCUUCAUAAAUGCUAAGGUCAGUGGAAUGGCUCUUACAGUUUUUCCAUACUCCAGAGUGGAACCAGGGCAUGCACUCGCAGGCUUUGUGAAAAAACCGUGCUGAGCUAAUGAUGGCAUCAGCUGUCCAAUAAAUGCAUGAUACUGCACUGCAUGUAUUAAACUGCUGUUCACUGUUUCUGUAUUUCCCAAGCCUUUUCUUUAUGCACAUUCAACCCAACCUCUCUGAGGGAAUUACUUCUGUGUAUUGCUUUUAAGUGACUCAAUGUAUCUGUAACUCGAAAUCCAUUGUUAUGUUUCAGUAAAUGCAAAACCUGAUGUUUUGUAAACAAGAUACUGCAAAGCCUGGUAAUGUAUUUUGUCUUUCUGUUGAGUGCUCUGCAGCAUUUACAGGAAGAGUCACCAUCCAGAGCAGCUUAAAAUUAGGCAGCAAUCACAUACACAAGUGUAGAAGCAGGGAGCUGGGGAGGUGAGAAUCCCUUUCUUUAUACAACACUUACAAAUUUGAUCUGCAUCAAAAAUUUCUUCCCUGGGUCACUAAUGCUUAGAGCUACCAAAGAACUUGUUGGUAUGUCUCUUUGCUUUUUUCUUUUUUCCUUUUGGUUUGUUUUUCCUAGUGAAAAUUCAGAUUGGUUCACUCAAUUAUUAGUAUUUUUCUCUUCCUACAAAAUAGUUCUUUCUCACCUGUUGCAGAAAGAAAUGUAUACUGGGGACUAAGAUGCUGUGAUUCUUUGUCUGCACAAAAUAGGGCAGAGAGCUGAGCUAAACUAUCCCAUCCUUUCCAAAGCAUCACCACCUAAAUACUGCCAUUUAAUCCCUGAACCUCCAAGUAAUACCAUUUAUCCAUGGAAGAGUUUGGUGUGGUACUUUUCCUUCUUCCACAUGGAAACCAUGCCCUUGCCUUCUCUCCCCUUAGUCAUUGACCCAUUUUCAUCUGUGCUGGUCUUUCCAAGGCAGGGUACAGGAUGGUCCUUGUAUUAGCUCCAGCCCAAACCUCUUUGGGCAUCAGCAGGGUUUUGGUCCCAGCUCUGUGUGGAAGAUGCUCGAGCUCCCAACACUCAAAGCAGAGUCAUCUGAAAGGACUGGGAAACUGCUCUGUGUUCCUGGCAAGGGCAUGCCAAGCAGCAGGCCAGGGGAGCAAGAACCAUGCUGGUGUAUAGUCCUUGGAAAUUACUCUCCAUGGUGGCUGAAAACACCAAGAAGUCUUGAGCCCUCUCUUGAAGGCUGGUGCUCAGGCAGGGCUGUGCCAUUGCCAAAUCACUGUAUGGCAGCACAACAAAUCAGUUACAGCUGUAAACCAGCCUGAGUUCAGAUUGCUGAGGCAGCACCAGGCUCCAUGAGGAGCUGGAUGUGGUGGCUCCUGAUGGGUGGGAGCUCCCAGGGGAUUGCUUGGAACAGCUCUGAGCUUUUCCAUCUCUCAUCUUGCAUCCUCUGAGCCCAGCAUGGCAUCAUACAGGCUGAGUCUUAUUAGAUCAAGCAUGACCCCCAAAGUGAAGUGUGGAAGGUUGCAGCUCAGUUGGUGCAACUCAUGUUUUGGUCAACACAAUGUCAGUGAUCUGCUGUACAUUGACCUAUAGUUCAGAAACAGUAUUUUGGCCCAUUUGGGCCUUUUUUUAGAUAGACAUUUUAUUUGAGCCAGAAAACAUUGGGGAAAAAAAAAUAAACAAGCCUAGUCUGCCCAGAAUAGUGACUCCCCAAAUAUCCCAAACUGCAAAACAUCCCUCAGUUGACUUCUAAUGGAAAUGCAAGCAUGUUUUCUACAAAGGCUUAAAUCUUAAUCAAGGAAUGUCAGUGUGCCUAAUAUUGCAGGUCUUGUGAUUGAUAACAAGUUCAUAACAGCAUCCAUGUCCAAAAAGAAGGGAAAAUGUGUAUUUACUCCAUGCAUGUAUUAAGGCAUUGCAAAAGUUUUAUCUGCAUCAUGAGUUUGCAGUUCUGCAAAUUGUUAAUGGGGCUACAUCGCAAGUGGUUCUCUGCCUUGACAAUCAUGUAUACAUAUCGAGAUUUCUAUCAUAAUGACAAUUGAAAGGGAUGACUAAUUGUUUUCCUCCAAUAAAUCCAAUUAAACCAG